Loxodonta africana (African savanna elephant) is the source of this 2237-nucleotide messenger RNA. It is a transcript of the gene CIART, whose product is annotated as circadian associated repressor of transcription. Gene Ontology annotation, molecular function: RNA polymerase II cis-regulatory region sequence-specific DNA binding. The record is from RefSeq and is a predicted model, not a curated record. Gene Ontology annotation, cellular component: nucleus. Gene Ontology annotation, biological process: negative regulation of DNA-templated transcription; circadian regulation of gene expression. Lineage: Eukaryota; Metazoa; Chordata; Mammalia; Proboscidea; Elephantidae.
GUACACAGGGGGAGGCACGUGCCGAGUCGCACGUGUCUGGGGGGAAGGGGCGGGACCCACCCAAUGAGAGAGGCGGAGGUGGGUAGCCGAGACUGAAACCGGGAGAAGCUGGGAAGGAGCUGGAGAUAGAGCCUGGGCUGAGCCGACCGACGCAGGUGAGACUUGGAGGGCGGGUAGCAAGCCGUGCGAGAAGGCCAGACCCUCAGGGAGUGAGUGGGUUUGGGGGACCGACGGACCGACCUUGUUAUGGGGAGAAUCGCCAUCAUGCAGCGGGCGCGACCGGAGAGGAACCGGCGCACGGAUCCUGAUUUUGAAAGAUUGGGAAGGGGCACGAGACUGGUCUCGGUGGGGCGGUUUCCACAAGGUCGAGAGGUGGGUUCGGGUGCCGAGACCUGUCCGGAUUUAGUGCUUGGCCGCGGCAUGACCUCAGGUAGGGAGGCUCGUUGCGGGAACAGCCAGGCGAACAGCCGAGGCGAGCAACGGGCAAGGGUGGGGUGGUGGAGAAGGUGCCCAGUCAGGCUAUUUCUUCUGAACUGCGGGAGGUCGGAGAAGCAGUCCCAGUUUCUUACUGGGGGUGGGGAGUGAGGACGGAGAUGAUUUUUUCUAUUGUCUCUGAAACGUCUGAUACUGGGGAAGGGGAAGAGGUAUUAUUACCCUGUGCAGUACAUUUCAGUCUCCUGGUCCAUUUCUUAAUCCUCAAACUUUGGUUUCAAACUCCCUUGCUUUGCCCUUCACUUGCAGGUUCGAUCUUUGGGUACUCCAGGAGCUGCUCUCCAGCCCCUGCUUUUGGACCUAUGGAUUCUCCAUCUAGUGUUUCUUCCUGUUCUCCUUUCUACCUCUCUUCCUCUUUUUCCACCUCACCAGUGAACAGUGACACUGGCUUCCCCUGUGAUAGUGAGGGGGAGGACAAGGGGGCUACCCUGCCCAGGCCAGACACUGUUGGUCACAGUGGAGGUUCUCGGCCCAGCCCUGGUCCCAUCCGCUGCAGGCAUCGACCCAAGGUUUCCGGUAACCAACAUACAGCAUCUCACCCGGAACAGCGGGGCUUGGCUUUUCCUAUGGCAGGAUCUAGGGUCAAAAGGUCAAGAGAUGGUGAACUGGAAAGCAGUCUAAACAUCCAGGGUUGUACCACAGAGGGAGACCUGCUCUUUGCUCAGAAGUGUAAAGAGCUCCAAGGAUUCAUUCGCCCACUCACAGAUCUACUCAAUGGGCUGAAGAUGGGUCGCUUUGAGAGAGGAUUGAGCAGUUUCCAGCAGAGUGUGGCAAUGGACAGGAUUCAACGUAUUGUAGGUGUUUUGCAGAAGCCACAGAUGGGGGAGCGUUAUCUAGGAACCCUGCUGCAGGUAGAAGGGAUGUUAAAGACUUGGUUUCCUCAUAUAGCUGCCCAGAGGUCAUUGUUGGGUGAUAACAGGCACCAGCUGACCAAGCCUUUGCCAAGCCACCACACUAAUCUAGCUGUUUCAUCUCCUGCACCUCCCAUGGCAAAGAUGAACCAGACACAGCUUGGGCAUCUAGUUUUGAAACAGAAGCAGCCUUGGCACCUUACAGAAUGGCCAGCCAUGGACCUCACCUGGAUCCACACAACUCCAAUUUGCAACCCCCCCCUCAGUUCCCCAGGUACCAUCUCCUUGAGCCACGGUCCUUUAGGCACUGCAACCAGUAUUGGUGUCAUCCUUUUUCUCCAGCAUGGAGUGCAGCCCUUCACGCAUUCUGCCCCAGCCACCCCAGUUCCACCUCCUACAACAUCUCCUGUCACCCCUGGUGAUACUAAGAAAUUAUCUGGAGAAGGACCUCACUGCCACAUCACUGUGACUCUGCCAUCGGACUGGAACUGUACCCUAUGCUCUCCUGGUCUACCCACCGUGACCAGAGAGAUGACCAUGGGACACCUAGAGCAGAUGAGAAGCCAUCUUCCGGUUACUCCUGAUGCCCAGCUUCUUAACCCCUACCCUAGGACUUGUGACUCUGUGGUUUCUAAUUUGUGUAAAUAUAUGUAUAUAUAUUUUUUAUUCUUAACGUGUGCAUUUGUGUUGAGGGAAGAUAAAUCCUUUCUGAUUAAAGAAAUUUUAUACCUAAAUGGUUGAUUGAAGAGAAAUUGAAAACCUGCUUUGAAUACCAAUCUUUAUUUUCUAGAGAAAGGAAGAAGGAUGGAAAUGUUUCUGAACAUGAGCUUCAAGUUAGAAAUCUCGUUGGGAUAAUACAGGUCCUGUGGCAGAGGGAAAGGAAUUCUUACUUUC